Messenger RNA from Perkinsus marinus ATCC 50983, 618 nucleotides. Its product is annotated as small nuclear ribonucleoprotein, putative. The transcript is spliced from 8 exons. Gene Ontology annotation, cellular component: U4 snRNP; U5 snRNP; catalytic step 2 spliceosome. Gene Ontology annotation, molecular function: RNA binding. NCBI's taxonomy places the organism in Eukaryota, Perkinsozoa, Perkinsida, Perkinsidae. Gene Ontology annotation, biological process: mRNA splicing, via spliceosome. The record is from RefSeq and is a predicted model, not a curated record. Bases 31 to 546 code for a protein of 171 amino acids.
UUGCUGCCGACUUGUUCUUUUCCCUAUAUCAUGCCGGCUGUUGGGAGAAACACUAAGAUGCAGCAAUGGCUGAACUAUCGAGUCAGAGUCACUCUUCACGACGGCAGAAUUAUGAUCGGACAGUUCAUGGCUUUCGACAAGCACAUGAACUUGGUUUUAGCCGACACUGAGGAAUUCCGAAAAGUCCGAUCUAAGGGGGAGUCUGGUCUCGGUGAGGAGAGGGAGGUGAAGCGGAUGCUCGGGCUGCUGAUUCUACGUGGGGAAAAUAUUAUAUCGAUGACUGCGGAGGCGCCGCCGCCAAAUGUGAAGAAGAGUGAGGGACCUUUGGCUGGGCCUGGUCGUGGACAUGCAGCUGGUCGCGGUGUACCAAUCGCGCCCUUGGGUCAGGCUCCUCAAGGCCUUACUGGACCGAUACGUGGUGUAGGUGGCCCUGCUCCUGCCCAAAUGGCCCCUGGUGCCCCUCCAGGAAUGCCACCAAUGCCUGGCUUCCCAGGGAUGCCUCCACCCCCUCCUGGAAUGAUGCAGGGCAUGCCCGGGCAUCAUUGAGCAGUAACGUGAGUCGACUUGAAAAGUAUCUUUGAUGAUCUGGAAAGUAGAUAAACUCGAAGGAGUCUCUGA